Molecule: messenger RNA, 399 nt
Organism: Gregarina niphandrodes
Lineage: Eukaryota; Apicomplexa; Conoidasida; Eugregarinorida; Gregarinidae
Exons: 1
Coding region: 1-399 (132 amino acids)
Source: RefSeq, a predicted model, not a curated record
AUGAUUUGCACCGUGGAGAUUACAGACUUGCUCUGCGCCACUCCCCAUGGUACCUACCUCGUUUCCCUCACCAGCUCCAUGUGUGACCUCUACAACGAAAGCACCGAAGACUACCUCGACUACGAUCUUCUUAGCAAGCUUGUGAUGGGCUACGUCCUGGAACAAAAACAGCAUGCCCUCGAACAACUCGCCGCCAACCUCGCCAUCAUUAUCAUGAGCGUCAAACCCGACGACAUGGACAGCUGCACCGUCACAGUCAAGCAACCCCCCGCCAACAAGAACGCUCCCACUAUUGCGGUCUCUCAGACACUCACCUCCGAUGAAUACGAGAAUGUCACCAGACCCGAUCUCUGGCUCUGGAAACGUGAAUUUACCGAGAAAAGACUGUCCUACAACUAA